UUUUUGGCAAGCUGCAGUCGGCUUUGCAGAUGCCAUGUUUGAGCAGUGAGCAUGGCGGAAAAUCAUCUGGAGUACGGCUACCUGGAGGGCGAGUCCAUCGUGGAGCAUUUCGCCGAGGACCCAGAGUUGGCGGCCAUCAAGGCCAGAGUUCAGGAGCUGGAGAUGGAAGAAGAGACAGAAAGGCUGAAGGAGGAGGAGGAAAGAUGUGAUGCUGCAGAGAUGCAGCUUCUGACCAGCAGCCCGCGGCCUGGGCCUUUCUACAAUAUGACUCCUGAGGAGAGGAUAGAUGCAGACAACAGAUCUGUCUAUGUAGGAAAUGUAGACUAUGGAGCUACUGCCGACGAGUUGGAGAUCCAUUUUAACGGCUGUGGUCCCGUCAACCGAGUGACCAUCUUGUGCGACCGGUUCACCGGCCACCCCAAAGGCUUUGCCUACAUUGAGUUCUCAGAUCGUGACUCUGUGCAGAGUGCUAUUGGUUUACACGAGACCUUGUUCAGAGGAAGAGUCCUUAAGGUAAUGCCUAAGAGGACUAACAUGCCAGGGAUCAGCACCACAGACAGGGGAGGGCACCGAGGUGGCCACACCAGAGGCAGAGGACGGGGCUUCCGUCCACCCCGAUACCAGAACAGCUCUCGGGGCAGGUUCAGGUACCAGUCAACCAGACCACAACACCAAACACCCCACCCUUACUAUGGAGGCCCAUCAGUGGGGAAGAGACAGUGGGGAAACAUGGAUUACCAUGAACAGAUGCCUAAACGUUACCCAUGUCUUCUCCUCAUCACCCCACCAUCAGAGGAGUUGGGGGCAGGGUCGAGUGGACAGCAUUACCCCCAGCAGCGCUAG
This is a messenger RNA of Scomber scombrus (Atlantic mackerel), 843 nucleotides long. It is a transcript of the gene pabpn1l, whose product is annotated as PABPN1 like, cytoplasmic. The record is from RefSeq and is a predicted model, not a curated record. NCBI's taxonomy places the organism in Eukaryota, Metazoa, Chordata, Actinopteri, Scombriformes, Scombridae. The coding region runs from base 52 to 843 and encodes 263 amino acids. The transcript has 6 exons. Gene Ontology annotation, molecular function: RNA binding.